AUGGAUGAAGCAAUUGCUCAGGCUGAAGCAAAGGCAGCAAAAUUGACAUUAACGGGAAUGCGGGCGGCAGCAACAGGACAACAAUCAGGCCCCCGAAUUGCCACACCUUGUCGAGCUUGGACUCUUCCUCAAGAAAUCGCCAACCCAGUCGAUAACCUAGAUGGAGACCCUUUUGACGGCAAACCCAUUCAAGGGGAGGAAGGCCAAGAUGAAAGAGCACCCCAAAGUGGAUCACCUGACAACAUUGAUGCACUAGAAGUAAUACAAGCAUUGUUGAUACCUUUGGAUGAAGACAACAAUGCUUCCUGGCGGCUAGAUCAACACGGUCAGCAAGAGGAGGGGAAGGGGAAAAGAAGAGCAUUGUCAUCAGCAUGCUCACCUUCACCAAAUUUCAAGUCAGGAGACGAAGCUCAACUGCUACCAAAUUACGAGCAACCACCAAGAAACCCCAAUGACAGGGUUGAAUGGUUGUUUGCAAAGGGCAGACGAGCAGAAGCAAUCGCACUGCUGGAUCACUGGCACCUACACAGCAAUGACAACCUAGUACGGGACGACAGGACAGGCCUGGUAGCUGGGGGUAGUGGACUGCCUGGCACAAUGCCUUACGCUUUGAUCACCAAAGACCUAACCAACAACAAGAAGUCACUUGACAAUUUAGCCCUUGCUAAAAGGAUUUGGAGACCAGAACACCGUGUCAGACGACCUACUCCAGCUAGACCCCACACCGUGCAAAACCGAGUGGUCGUAAGCAAGAACAGCGUUAGACCAGAUAGAAGAGACAGCCACGUCCAAGAUGAUGGUUACUAA
Molecule: messenger RNA, 807 nt
Organism: Melampsora larici-populina 98AG31
Lineage: Eukaryota; Fungi; Basidiomycota; Pucciniomycetes; Pucciniales; Melampsoraceae
Exons: 2
Coding region: 1-807 (268 amino acids)
Source: RefSeq, a predicted model, not a curated record